AUGGACUGCACGCCGGCAUGCCGUAGGGUGCCCCACCGCUACAACUUCUUCGCCGCCGAGUCCAAUGAGCCCGUGGAUGUGAGAGGGCCCUUUGAGGAGCUUCCGGAACAACUGACGCCUGCUGCCCUGCGCGAGGCAAUAGACGUUCAGUUGGAGACUCUUCAGGCGAUUGACAGGACGGAGCGAGCCAUGAACGCGGCGGCAAACCUCGGUGAGGAGAGCAAACAACAACUUGGCCGGGACAAGGCGAUUGUUGAGGUCAUUGACAGCACAUUGGAGAGGAACGAGUCCGUGCUGCACCGAGUGAGACGGGAUAUGCACUGGUUUCGAGUGCAUUUACAGAAGGACAAGCUGUUCGUAGGCCUAUUUGCCAUUGUGGUUUUACUAUCUGCGGCUGCUAUUGUAGUGUCUAUUGUAUACAAGCGGCGAGGCUAG
Molecule: messenger RNA, 435 nt
Organism: Trypanosoma conorhini
Lineage: Eukaryota; Euglenozoa; Kinetoplastea; Trypanosomatida; Trypanosomatidae
Exons: 1
Coding region: 1-435 (144 amino acids)
Source: RefSeq, a predicted model, not a curated record